This is a messenger RNA of Dentiscutata heterogama, 453 nucleotides long. Lineage: Eukaryota; Fungi; Glomeromycota; Glomeromycetes; Diversisporales; Gigasporaceae. The record is from the annotation of a GenBank genome assembly.
AUGCCUAACUCAGCUCAAGCAUACGAUCUCUUUAAUAGAUGUAAACUUGUUAAUGAUCUAUUUAAAGCUGAAGAAGCUAAAUAUCUGCUUGUUCUAAAUAAACUAUUGCGAUCUGUUUCUGAAGAAUCAGAUUAUAAAAAUGCUUUUAUAACAUAUAAUAAAAUUAAAGAUGAAGGUAAUGACAAUUUCAAACGUCAAGUCAAAUUUAAAAUGGGACUACACUUGCUUGCUGUUGCUAGUUGUGAAGAAAAUAUUGCAAAGGAUGUAAAGCUCAUUAUUGAAGCCGAACGUCUUGAACAAGAGCUUGAAUCUGCCAAGAAAGAAAAUGCGAACCUCGACAAAAAAUUCACUUUAAAGAAACAAGAGCUUGAAACCACCAAGAAAGAAAUUAUGAACCUUGACAAAAAACUCUCAAUAAAGGAAAAAGAGCUUGAAACCGCCAAGAAAGAAAAU